CAACCGGGCCUUCCCGCCAACCCUACCAACAUUUGGGCUCUCCCGCCGACCAUAUACGCAUCUCUGGGCUCUCCCGCCUACCUUCAUCAGCAACUGGGCCUUCCCGCCUACCCUACCAACACCAUUUGGGCUCUCCCGCCGACCAUAUACGCAUCUCUGGGCUCUCCCCCUACCGUUCAUCAGCAACCGGGCCUUCCCCCACCCUACCACACCAUUUGGGCUCUCCCCGCCGACCAUAUACGCAUCUCUCUCUGGGCUCUCCCCUACUUCAAUCAGCAACCCGGGCCUUCCCGCCUACCCUACCACACCAUUUGGGCUCUCCCCCGACCAUAUACGCAUCUCUGGGCUCUCCCAUCUACCGUUCAAUCAGCAACCGGGCCUUCCGCCACCCUACCAACACCAUUUGGGCUCUCCCACUGUAUAACAUCAUUUGGGCUCUCCUGCCUACCCCUUCUACUACUAUCUGGGCUUCCCACCGACCCUAAUAUACCAUUGGGCUCUCCCUCCUGA
Messenger RNA from Suillus subalutaceus, 510 nucleotides. RefSeq lists its product as uncharacterized. The annotation marks the transcript as partial. The transcript has a single exon. Lineage: Eukaryota; Fungi; Basidiomycota; Agaricomycetes; Boletales; Suillaceae. The record is from RefSeq and is a predicted model, not a curated record.